UAAAUUGAUGAGUGACAGAUAUCUUUUCAUUUUAUUGUUAUUCUCUCUGAUAUUCUAAUGUCCUAAUAUAAUUUUAUUUCGGUAUUUGGCUAACUAACUAUUAAUAAUUUUCUGUUGGUAACUCUGUGCACAUAAUACUUUUUGUGAAUUGGGAAAUAUUUUUCUUGAGAACAAAUUUUGUAACAAUAAAAUGAGUUCAUCCAAAAUAGAAUUGUUUGAUGUAUCACCAAAACAACGAGAAAUAAUAUUAUGGAGAGACGCGAGAAGAAAAGAAUUACGUCUAAAGUAUUUAAGAGAAGUUCAUAAUCCAAUAAAACAAACAAUGCCCGUGGAAUCUGCAGUUAUGCGUUUAAAUGGUUUAAGACUUCAACAUGAAUAUAUCACAACAGUAAGAUUAUAUCCUCAUGUGAUAAGGAGUUUUAUAUUAUUGGGAUCUAUAUUUGCAGGAGCAUUACUUUUAAAAAAACUAAGAGAUGAUAAGGAACAUUUAUACCGUAGUGGUCAAGUAAGCUAUGCUGAUAGAGAAUUUAAAUUUGCCUAAUAAUAUUGUUUUUUCUUAUAGUACAUUUAUAAAUGCUAAUAAAAUUUAAACAUUAUUAGAUAAUAAAUUAUAUAUUAGUAUUACAUAUAUUGUUUUAUGUAAUAUAAGUACAGAAUAAUUACAAAUAAAAA
Molecule: messenger RNA, 672 nt
Organism: Apis florea (little honeybee)
Lineage: Eukaryota; Metazoa; Arthropoda; Insecta; Hymenoptera; Apidae
Gene: ND-B15
Product: NADH dehydrogenase (ubiquinone) B15 subunit
Cellular component (GO): mitochondrion
Source: RefSeq, a predicted model, not a curated record